UCUGGCAACUGUGGCACCAAUCACGUUCAAGGUCGCCCAAUUCAGUGUCCGCGAGCCAGUCAGCAACGGACAGUGAGUACCAGAGGUCUUGCGCGUGGAUCUGCAGUAAAGGAAGAAGUAAAACGUAGAAAUUGUAAUACAUUGCCAAGUGGAGUAAUAUCACCUGGACUUUCUCACGCACCUUUACACCUGUGCAUACAGCCUCACAGAGGAAGAUUCGGACACACUCUAUCAGUAUCCCUUCGUUGUGGGAAAAAUAUCAUGAUGAGGUUGGCACUUAUAUUUUUGCUGGCACUGGCGGGUGCGGCCCUCGGGAAACUGGCUCCCCUCGAGAGGCCUUACAAGAUCCUCAUGCUGCUGCCUGUGGGGACGAAGAGCCACAAGAACUUCUUCACGAGCGUUGCUGACGCCCUGGGCGAGCGAGGACACAAGGUGGUGAUGCUGUCCAGCUACCCUGCGUCCUCCAAGAACCCCAACGUCACGGAGAUCGACCACGGACUCAGGGACUUCGACGUCGAAAACAUGAACUUAUUUGAAGCUCGGGAUGAUCCUACGGGAGGCUUUUCACUCCUGGAGGAUAUCCUUCCGGCCAUGGCGAAGAAACUUUACAAGAUCCCGGUUGUGACGGAGUUGUACGACAAGAGGAAAAUGUACGAUCUCAUUAUUGUGGAUCAUAUGAUGAAUGAGAUGAUCUACCCGUUCGUGCACGAACGAACGUACAUGACCAUAGCGGCCUUCGGGAUGGACGCGUGUCACAGCGCCGUGCUGGGCAACGUCCAGAACCCGGCCUACGUGUCUGGGAUGCUGGAGGAGUACCCGAGCCCACUCGGCUUGAAGCACCGCUUCCUGAACCUGAUGCAGCACAUUCUGAUGCCAUUUUAUUUGAGGCACUGGUCUCUUGUGCCGAAGAUCCAAAAGGAGAUCUCGGACAUCUUCCCGGACCUUCCGCCGCUGCUGGACAUCGAGCGCAACCAGAGCCUGACGCUGAUCAACUCGCACUUCUCGAUGGAAGUGGCUGUUCCUCUGCUGCCGUCGCAGGUGGAGGUGGGCGCCAUCCACUGCCGCCCCGCGAAGCCUCUUCCCAAGGACCUGGAAUCUUGGAUCUCCGGCGCAGGACCAGAGGGCGUCGUGUACUUCAGCCUGGGAACCGUAGCUCGCGGUACCACAAUGCCUGUUGUGUACCGUGACAUGUUUGUCGAAGCCUUCAAGAGACUGAAGCAGAGAGUCAUUUGGAAGUUCGAAGAAAAGCUCGAAGGCGUCUCGGACAAUGUGCUUAUACAGAAGUGGCUGCCGCAGCAGGACAUACUGGGUCACCCCAACGUGAAAGUGUUCAUCACCCACGGAGGUCUUCUCAGCACCCAAGAGUCCCUGUACCACGCCACGCCCGUCGUCGCUCUGCCCAUCUUCGCGGACCAGCCUAAGAACGCGAUGGCAAUCCAGAAGCACGGUCUUGGCGUCGUGCUGGUGUGGGAGGAACUCUCAGUUGAUCUCAUCGUUAACUCUAUCCAGGAAGUUAUGAAUAACCCCAAGUACAAGCGGAACGCCGAGGAGGUGAUGAGCGUGGUGCGGGACCAGCCGGAGACGCCGAGGGAGCGCGCCGUGUUCUGGACCGAGUACGUGGUUCGCCACCAGGGAGCGCCCCGCCUGAGGAGCCCGGCGGCGAAGCUCUCGUGGGUCGAGUUCCUCAUGCUGGACGUGCUGCUGGUGCUCCACGUGGUCGUGUACGUGGCCUUCUGCGUUCUGUCGCGGGUCGUGAGGGCGGUGAAAGGGAAGCUCUUCCCUGGCAAAGCCAAAAAGAGGAAGAGGGACUGAGUGUUGUUUUAAUGAUUUUUUUUUUAUACAAACAUACAUCUCUCUCUCUCUCUCUCUCUCUCUCUCUCUCUCUCUCUCUCUCUC
Messenger RNA from Penaeus vannamei (Pacific white shrimp), 1896 nucleotides. The record is from RefSeq and is a predicted model, not a curated record. NCBI's taxonomy places the organism in Eukaryota, Metazoa, Arthropoda, Malacostraca, Decapoda, Penaeidae.